Molecule: messenger RNA, 2281 nt
Organism: Panonychus citri (citrus red mite)
Lineage: Eukaryota; Metazoa; Arthropoda; Arachnida; Trombidiformes; Tetranychidae
Exons: 8
Coding region: 119-2203 (694 amino acids)
Biological process (GO): rRNA base methylation; maturation of LSU-rRNA
Cellular component (GO): nucleolus
Molecular function (GO): rRNA (cytosine-C5-)-methyltransferase activity; RNA binding
Source: RefSeq, a predicted model, not a curated record
UCACAUGUUUGUUAAUGUGCUUUAAAUUAAAUUGUGUUUACGGUUUUGUUUUAUUAACUUUGUCUGCUAAAUUGUUUAAGUUUGUCUGUUUAAUUGUUUUAAUUUAUUGACUUUCAUCAUGGGUCGUAAGGCUAAGUAUGAUGAGAAAAGAAGGAUUAAGAAAAAACCCCGAGAACAAAAGAGACAAGGAGCUCCUGAGCUUCCGUUUGAGGUUCCACAUGAUCCGAGGCCUGUUGCUAAAAAACUCCAAGAUCAACUAGACAUUGUAAAGGCGAAAAUAAAAGCUAAACAAGCGGCCAAGAAAAAGUUGAAAAUGAAAUUAGAACCAGAGAUUGAUGUUGAUAAAGAGCUUGAAGAUGAUGAGCAGCAAGCUAUCAAGCCUAAGCCUUCAAUUAAAGAGAAAAAGAUUAAGAUGACAAGGAAAAUGAAAAAGAUGCGAAUCAAUGAACGACGGUUAGAGAAGCAAUCUGAAUUGAAGUCUGGUGGUCAAAAUGAAGAGAAGGAGCAAGUGGAAGAAUUAGAAGCCGAGGAAGAAGAGGAAAAAGAAGAAGAAGCACCACAACCACCGCCACAAACAAAGAAGAAUAAAGGAAAAGAUAAAUUGGAGAAAAAAUCAAAGAAAAUGAAAAAAAUGGCGACUUUCCAAGCAAAUGAUGAGCAACACGAAGAUGACGAAGUCCAGGACAUGGCUUCCGAUGAAGAAAAGGACCAAAAAGACAACUCUCAUACCACCAAACCCGAGGACGAUGAAUUUGAUGAUGAAGAUGAUGAGUUCCCCCAGUCUCAGAAUGGAAUGCAAUCGAUAAGCCAAGAGCCGAUGGGAAUGUACGACGAUGGCUAUGGAUUAUUUCAACUUCCUUCCAAAGAAGAGAUUGAACAAAUGGAUCAAACUAUGGGCUAUCAGACAACCUCAUUGAAAGAGAGAAUCGGAGAGAUUAAUUUUAUAUUAGCCAAUUUCAAUGAGAGAAGACAAGCAGGAAAGCAAAGAAAAGAAUACUUAGCCGUUCUCAAGCACGAUCUUUGUGCUCUUUAUGAUUAUAACGAAUUUUUAAUGGAAAAAUUCAUGGAAUUAUUCAAACCAACUGAACUUCUUCAAUUCAUUGAAUCUUCCGAAGCCCAGAGACCUGUGACCAUCCGAACGAACACUCUGAAAACCCGUAGAAAAGAUUUAGCCCAAGCCCUAAUCAAUCGUGGGGUAAAUUUGGAUCCUAUCGGUGAAUGGUCAAGAGUUGGUUUGGUCAUCUAUGAUUCUCAGGUUCCUAUCGGAGCUACUCCUGAAUAUCUAGCUGGACAUUACAUGUUACAAGGAGCCGCUUCGUUAUUACCCGUCAUGGCUUUAGCUCCCAAAGAGAAUGAGAAAAUAUUAGAUAUGUGCUCAGCUCCCGGAGGUAAAACGACCCAUAUCGCAGCGAUCAUGAAAAAUACUGGAACACUGUUUGCCAAUGAUUCUAAUAAAGAUCGUGCCAAAGCAACUAAGGGUAAUAUUCAUCGAUUAGGAAUCAAUAAUUGUAUACUUAGUGCUGUUGAUGGACGCAAAUUUCCUCCCAUCAUGAAAGGUUUUGAUAGGGUUUUGUUAGAUGCACCUUGUAGUGGAACUGGAGUUAUAUCAAAAGAUAAUGCUGUAAAGAGUAUGAAGGAUUCAAAUGAUGUUCAAAGAUGUUGUACUUUACAGAAGCAACUUAUUCUCGCAGCGAUUGAUUGUUUAGAUGCCAAUUCUCAGAGUGGUGGAUAUUUAGUUUAUUCAACUUGUUCUGUAUUGGUUGAAGAAAAUGAAUGGGUAGUUGAUUAUGCUAUUAGAAAACGUAACGUGAAAUUAUGUCCAACUGGAAUUAAUUUUGGUCGCGAGGGUUUCACAAGGUUCAGACAUAGGAGAUUUCAUCCAUCACUUUCAUUGACAAGACGAUUUUAUCCUCAUGCACAUAAUACUGAUGGUUUUUUCGUGGCGAAAUUGAAAAAGUUUUCAAAUUCCAUUCCAAUUCAGCAGACUAAAGAAAAACAGGAGAAAAAGAAUAAGAAUAAAAACAAAGAUGGCGAAGACCAAGAUGAAGAAGAUUCAGAUGAUGAUGAUGAUGAUGAUGAUGAUGAUGAAGAUGAAGAUGAAGAUGAAGAUGAAAAUGAAAAUGAAAACGAAGAUGAAGAUGAAGAUGAGAAUGAGAAUGGGGAUGAGGAUGAGGAUGAGGAUGAUGAUGGAGAUGGAGAUUGAGACGAUGAUAUUGAUUAACAUAUUUUGUAAAAUCUUUUCAAUUCAUGUUUAAAAUAAAGGAAAAAUUUAUUGACUUCA